Molecule: messenger RNA, 516 nt
Organism: Theileria equi strain WA
Lineage: Eukaryota; Apicomplexa; Aconoidasida; Piroplasmida; Theileriidae
Exons: 2
Coding region: 1-516 (171 amino acids)
Source: RefSeq, a predicted model, not a curated record
AUGGGUACGAUGAGUGUAACUACAUACUAUUGUUAUUACACAACCAACGUGACUGCCAAACGUAAAAAGUGGCAUGAUGGUAUAGCUGUGGCUAAGGCCACCCAUGGAUUUGUCAGAUUAGCACUAUAUGAGUAUGACGCCAUCGAGGACAAACGUGGGAAGUCAAUAGAUAAUUUGGACAUUUUUAAUGAGACACAUAACUCACUAUCAAGAAAGGAAUUCACGACGCCGUGGCACAUAAUUGAGGUAGCGAAUAUUUCAGGUUCUAACAGCAUGGACCAAAAAAAAAUUGGACGAAGCACACCCCUUUCAAUUUGUUCAGGGUUCAUGAAAAAACAAACAGAUACUACCUACAGACAAAAUCCCCCUUACAACCACUAUAUCUCCAAUUAUUCACAACCCUCGCCAAUUUCAUCAAUAGAUGAAUUAAAAGAAAUACAUGAUAUUUCAAAUGCCGAAAAUAUCGAUGUCCGUGACAUUGUUCGGAAGAUCAACGUAAUGCUUGAUGGUAUCUAG